This is a messenger RNA of Amoebophrya sp. A120, 1837 nucleotides long. Lineage: Eukaryota; Dinophyceae; Syndiniales; Amoebophryaceae. The record is from the annotation of a GenBank genome assembly.
UGUAGAACAACUGGUUGUGCAUGUGUCAGCCAGUUGUAUGUGAGUUCUGCAGAUUCACUAUCAUCGUUUUGAUGAUCUGAAAAGGAUCAAGAGAAGAACUCUCUUGCCAUCGCUUUCGCUGCAUCAAGAAUGAUUACAGCGGUCCGUGAGUGGCUGCUGCGCAGUUGUUGCGGCCAGCAGCGCGCAGGGGAGGACGACCGCAGUUCCCAGGGGCAGGAAAUGCGCGUGCGCCGUAGGCGGGAGCGACUGUCGUCGGCUGGCGGAGGUUUUCUCAAUGACACGAACAAUGGCUGUAGCGGGUUUACAAAACAGAACUCCGAUGCGGACGACGACGUGGUUUCCGUCGUUGACUACUACACCGGUAUGCCGCCCGCAGUUGAUCCGGUCGUCGUUGCUCCGGUACCGCCCUACUACCAGGAAAAAUUUCAGCUGCAGCAGCAGUCAAGAUCGGUAACGCCUACAACCAGCACGACCGGCGGACCACCCAACUUGUCGGCACCAGCACACAGUGGGCACGGGCCGCAAUACACCCCGGUUUCCACCUAUGGAAACGUGUUGUGGCAGCCGGGGAUGCCGACCGGCCUGCACAGCACAGGGCUGUCCGACUCGAAAUUUUUGGCCGUGAACCCCUCGUCGCCCCGUCCCGCCUCCUCGAAGCAAAAUGCCGAUGUUGCGUACGGAAACAACUCGCCGCCGUCACCAAGUCCGCACACCACCCCGAACCGCCUCAUUUAUGCACCACCGGGUGGAGCUGCAGCUGCCGCGACAGCUUCUGCGGCAAACAGUAGCUACAGUAACCAACUGCAGCAAGAACAGAACUUACCGCCACAACCGCCGGUCUACAAUCCGACGUUGAACUUCGGCGCGAAUUCAAAUCUGAACUUCGGCAGUCGCGGUCCUGUGCCCCUGAGCGAGCUGCCGCUUGGAGGGAUCAAUUCCGGGAGUUUCCCCCUCGGAGCACCAUCAAGCGACAUUCUGCGGCAAAAGAACUCGCUGCGCAGCGUGGAAAGCGAGAAGCAAUUCCUUGCUGUGAACUACGCGCAGGACGGCCCUAUCCCCGCUGUGGCAGAGCUUUACCGAGGUUCCGUGACCCCGCGACGCGCAGACUCCAAGAGUCCGCGCACCGGGGGUAACAGCUACUCGUACAACGGCGUCGUGAACCCAAGUUACCAAAACCCCUUGGCCAAUGUGGAAGCGAUGUCGCCCGAGCCGAACCCGCAGCUGAACGACCCAAUCAACAUCGUGCGCGAUCCGAAACUGCUAACCCCGAGGCAAAAACAGGUGCUGAACUCCGUGACCUUGCCCUAUGCCACGCGGGACCAGCCGCUACCGCAACUAGCACAGUUUGCGGAGGACAGCGGUAUCGGUGGAGCCACCAACGAGGAAAGGCUGGAGCAGAUGUUUCGCGGCUUCGUCUUCGAUUUCUACUGCGGAACCUAUUUGACGCAGCUGACGUCGCUGCAGGAAAAGCAGCUGAUUCACGCCCAGCUGAUCGACGACCACCGCAUCCUCGCCCUCAGCCAGGGCAGCGGCCGUAUCGUCGAGUUCCCGAUUGCGAGCUUGAGCAAGAUUUAUCGCAUCAGCAGUGCCCACUCCUCACAGAUCAAUCAGCAGUAUAACCUGUCCAGUGAAAACCGGGGGGCAAAUAUUAUUAUCCUGGAGUUUCAGGAGCGCAAACUCGCUUUCCUGUUUCACGACGCAGAGAGCUCCCAGCGCUUUCUCAUCUGCUUCGAACUGCUCGUCAGAAAAAAACAACAAGAAAAGAAAGCUAUGAGGUAAGUUCCGAUCUCGAUGUACUUGCCAAAACCUCAACAUGUAAGUCCCGACUGACGUAGAU